Molecule: messenger RNA, 2587 nt
Organism: Manis pentadactyla (Chinese pangolin)
Lineage: Eukaryota; Metazoa; Chordata; Mammalia; Pholidota; Manidae
Gene: HSPB9
Product: heat shock protein family B (small) member 9
Exons: 1
Coding region: 1018-1509 (163 amino acids)
Cellular component (GO): nucleus; cytoplasm
Source: RefSeq, a predicted model, not a curated record
CUCUUCACUUCUAAUCUCUCUUGAAGGCUUCCGGCAUAGUCAAGAUUGCUGCCUUCUUGGGGACAAGGAGAAGCAUUCCCAGAAACAAGCUUCCGUUUGGGGGAACAGUGGGCUCUGCCCACCUCCCAAGCCUGAGGGAGGAAGUGCAGGCCUGGAGCCUGGGGCUGCCUUGGCUUCCCGGCACAUCUCCUCCCACCCCCGCGCCGUCCCACAUAUUUCUGGGCACAGAAUGCAGCUACGGUGGGGACUGAGGAGCAAGUUCUGUUCCUUGACCUAUGAAGUGGUUACACGAGUGCAUUCUCUUUGGGAUAAUUAAAAUGUACCCUUCUGUGCACUUUUCUGUAUGUAGAUUAUACUUGAAUAGAGUUAAUAUAACAGCGCUGAGCCCCAGAGGCAUGGCAGUGGUCGGUCAUGAAGGAGGCUACUGAAGUGGGGAUGAGAGUCAGAGGGCGGGCGCCUUUCCCUGUGUAGGGAAUCAACUCUCUUUCCCUACACCGUGGGCACCUCAAGGGCAGGACCCAUCUUCAUCUUUGGUCCUAGAGCCCAGCCCUGAGCCUGUCACAGUAGCCCCAGAGUAGGAUGAGUGAAGGAAACCGGGAAAAUGCAUCCACCUUCCAAACCCCGUUUGUCACAGCAUUGUGCGUGGUCAGAGAAAAGCAGGACAUUCCGGGAAAGGAUGACUCCAGUCACAUUCCGAUAGCGCUAUUCAGAGGAUAGUCCGUUUUGCCCACAGGACUGAUUCUUGGAAGGGGCAAGAACUUGGCUCACUCAUCACCCCUCUGUGCUGGUGACUACUCCAGGGUCGGGCUUGCCCACAUCUAGCUUUGUUUAGCCAUCCAGUCAGUUCACAGCCCUGGGCCGCCCAGUCCCUCUAAUGGAGGUGGGGAAGGGCUCCAGAAAGGGGCAAAAUCCAAGAUAAAAGCAGUAGCGGGCAUGCCAGGGCGGCUUACAGCCUGACCCUUGGAGGUAAGACGUCCACAGCUGACCUAGAACUCUACAGGCCCUUCCUCUCCAGGCAUGCGCGCCACUGCCCGAGUGCCAAGCCGAGCACCUUGCACGGUAGGACAGCAGUUGCUCACUUGGGUCCUUAGCAGUCUCCCCGGCGAGGGCCAGGUGGCCACGCUGCCAGUGCGACUGCUGAGGGAUGAUGUGGCCACUGUGCAGGAUGUACAUGCAGUGGAUGGCUUCCAGAUGAAAGUGGAUGCCCGUGGCUUCACCCCUGAUGAGCUCGUGGUGCAAGUGGACGGCCGAUAUCUGAUGGUGACAGGCCAGCGGCAAAUCGAGGGCUGCAGCCCAGAUGGCUGCAGCUACCGCGUGGCGCAGAAGGUACACCGGCAAAUACAACUACUGCCGGGCCUGGAUCCUGCCGCCAUGACUUACAGCUUGACUCCCUCAGGCCAGCUGUGCUUCCAAGGCCAAUGCCAGGCGCUGCCAUCCCCUGAAGCCCAGAUAGCACCGUACCCAAUAAUCAGCAGCCGCGGCUCUAAGAAGCGUUCCAACCCAGUCUGACCUAGUAAGCAACCAUAGUGUGCAGCAGCAGCCUUAGUGUCCUGUGGUCUCUUCUCGAGGUUGGGGUCAAAGUGGAUGUUUAACAAAGAUAGUGGGGGGCCGAGUGAAGGGCCCAGGGAGGCAGGAAAGGCACCUCCAGGUGGUGGUCCACCAAGAAUCGGGCCUCUGGCCUUGGGAGAAGCUGGGGCAGACCCUCAGCUCAGCUCAUGGCCUCAAUAUAUUGCUCCUGCCCUGGGCACCUGAGCAACAGCUCCAGCAGGGAGCAGCAGAGAGCCAAAGCAGACUGGCUUCAGAACCAGCAGAGGGCCAGGACAGCCCAGGGAAACAUGGCUUGGACCUGGUGUGGGGCUGUCUUUUGGCCUUAAGACCAGUCCUAGGUUCCAGAGAUCAUUGGUGUUCCUUCCUCUUCAGGCAAGAAGGUGAGAGGACCCAGUCCCUCACAACCCUGGUACAGACUAACCAAAAACCCCCAAAGAGGUUGCUUCUGGUUUUGGAGACCAACUAUUUUCAAAUGCAGACUGCACAUCACCCCAAUAUAAUCUGGAGCUGGUUGGGGAGAAGUGAAUGCAGAAGUUCAACUUCAAACUCGAUGAGAUUCAGCUCCAGGUCACCCUUACCCCACCCCAUUAGAGGUGGUAAUAUAAGGGCCUCCUUCUCUUGGUUCCAUGACUACCAGCAUCCCCUUUGGGACUGUGGGAAGCUUUUAACAAGAUUCAAUGGUUCAUUUUAAAUUAACUUCCAAGUAAUCUAGAGAGGUCAUUUGAACUCGGCCAGAGAAAAGACAAGGAAGACAAGCAGGAGGUCGAUCGAUCGGCUGACUAUAUUGACAAGAUACUGAUUGGUUACAUGUUGAAGAAAACAUACAAUACAAAAUACAGAAAAAGUUGGUUCCAUCCCCUCCCACUCCCCCUUUGCCCCCCCCCCCAAAUACUCAUCAUCAUGAUUUGGUCAGAAUAGGGCUCAGAGCCAGAGAUCAGGGCGACCAAGGACAAGGGGGGAGAGGGUUGUGGGCAACAGGUUUGUGGCUGUUCACAAUAAUGCUGUGGUUUCUCUCCCAGCUGUGAGUCAAUGGGUGAGA